UAUGAAUGUUUUUUUGUCAACACACACAGAGGUGUUUUCAAUGGAUUUCAUCAAUAGGAACCAUUUUGAAAGAAAAGAAAUAAACCCUAAGAUUUUCUUGCAAAAGAGUAUCAUUUUGCUUCUUUCUCAUUGGUAUGCCCUUCAAAUGGCUGUCGAAAACCAAUGGGGGGGUUAUGACUCCCUCCAAAAAUCGCACCAACUUGCCGCUGAUUUAUUCUCAUGGCUCUCCAAAUCCAAUGCAUUGAUUCCUAUUGAAGAUUUAGAAAGCCUACUCCAUGAAUGUAUGUUGCUUACAUUUAACACAGAGAUAGAAGAUGGCAGUAUUGAACAGGUAGCAGAACAAUUGUUAGCUAUCCAUGAAGAAUAUUUGUCUCGUCAAUCGUCAUAGUACUUUAAAGAGCUAGAUUGUGAAGUAGCUAGAAGGUUUCCCCUUCUCAACAAACACAUGACUUUGGUUGCAAAACCACCCUUUUGGACACCUAUAUGCUUUGAAGAUUGAAGUUUAACAAAAAUUAGAGUAAUUUUAAAGAACUUGUAUGUGAAACAAACAAGUGUUGCUUCAAAGUUAAUAUGGAUUGGUUUCAAGUGUGGCCUUAUUGGUAACAAA
Glycine soja is the source of this 607-nucleotide messenger RNA. RefSeq names its product pre-rRNA-processing protein TSR2 homolog. The transcript has 4 exons. The record is from RefSeq and is a predicted model, not a curated record. Gene Ontology annotation, biological process: maturation of SSU-rRNA from tricistronic rRNA transcript (SSU-rRNA, 5.8S rRNA, LSU-rRNA). Gene Ontology annotation, cellular component: nucleus. NCBI's taxonomy places the organism in Eukaryota, Viridiplantae, Streptophyta, Magnoliopsida, Fabales, Fabaceae. Bases 2 to 388 code for a protein of 128 amino acids.